This is a messenger RNA of Zingiber officinale, 1618 nucleotides long. Its product is annotated as coiled-coil domain-containing protein SCD2-like. Gene Ontology annotation, biological process: cytokinesis by cell plate formation. The record is from RefSeq and is a predicted model, not a curated record. Bases 80 to 1285 code for a protein of 401 amino acids. Lineage: Eukaryota; Viridiplantae; Streptophyta; Magnoliopsida; Zingiberales; Zingiberaceae. The transcript is spliced from 16 exons.
UCGGAAUGUCAUUGAAACAGCUCCAGUUAGUCGCUCUAUAUCAGUCGGCCGACCAACACUACGAGUUCCCAGUGCACCAAUGAUGCCUCAAACUAAAACAACAAUAACGACCCCCUCUUCUAUUCCAAAUAUAGAUCCUGCAGAGAAACAAAGAGAUAAGAGAUUUUUUCCAGAUAUGAGGCAUGUGAAAACUAGGGAGCAUGGUGAAUUGCGUGAGGCCUCUGCGCUUCAAGAUAAGCUAGAUAUGCUAGAAGAAGAGAACUACAGCCUCCUUGAAAAGCUUCAACUUGCUGAGGAGAGAUGGAAGGAAGCAGAGAUCAGGUCUCGGGAGCUUGAGAAACAGGUUACAAAUCUCGGUGAAGGAGUGUCUUUGGAAGCCAGGUUAUUAAGCAGAAAGGAGGCAGUGCUACGCCAAAGAGAGGAAGCUUUAAAGUCUACUAUGAGGUCAACGGAUGAUAAAAGUGAGGAACUCAUAUCUCUUCGUCAACAGUUGCAGUUUGCAAAAGAUGAGGUUACAACUGUUGCUGAUCAACUCAGAGGUGCUGAGUUGGAAGUAAAAGCUUUAAGAAGUAUGACCCAAAGAAUGAUAUUAACCCAAGAGGAAAUGGAGGAGGUGGUUCUCAAGAGGUGUUGGCUUGCUCGAUACUGGGCAUUAGCGGUUCAAUAUGGAAUAUAUCCAGAAGUUGCAACAGCUAAGAAUGAGUAUUGGUCCUCAUUAGCUCCCCUUCCACUUGAGGUUGUCACUUCUGCUGGGCAAAGAGCAAAGAAACAAUCUUUGAGCAAUGGCUACCUUGAACCUGAUUGGAGAAAUAAACAGGGUCAUGAUAUUAGUGAUACAAACGCAGAAGGAAACAUAGAAAACAUGCUUGCAGUAGAGAAAGGUCUAAGGGAACUCUCUUCACUAAAGGUUGAGGAUGCUAUUGUUCUUGUGUUGGCCCAAUACCGCCGUCCUAAUUUACUUCGACAAACAGCUUCAGACAUAAGAUCACCUGGUGAUCCAAAAUUCAUGGAAGAAUUUGAAUUAAGCGAAGAAGAAGCAGAAGAUGUCUUGUUUAAGCAGUCGUGGCUUACAUACUUCUGGAGAAGAUCAACAGACCAUGGCAUUGAGGAAGAUAUAGCUGAAGAGCGUCUGCAAUUUUGGAUAGACAGCAUUGGCCAGGCGCCUACACCACAAGAUGUUGUUGAUGUGGAACGAGGAUUAAUAGAACUGAGGAAGCUAGGCAUCGAACAGCAAUUGUGGGAAGCUUCUCGUUGGGAAACUAAUACGGAUCAAAAGCCUCGCUGAAAAUUCAUCAAAUACACAACCCCAGCACACCAGUGUCAGAUGAUUGGCUUUCAAAUCUCAUUUUUUCUUGUUGCUUCAGCUUUCCAAAGCACAACUAUCCUUUUCAAAGUUUUAGUACUUCAAACAUCAUCCAAAAUUCUACUCUUUUGAUUUAUUUACAUAGAAUGCAACAACCGAAUGCAUUAUUUUUUACAAACUUACCCACAGGACAUGAUUCCACUGUGCAUUGUUUUUACAGCAAGAACAAUGGUGCAGAUAAAAUUGUGCCUCAAUAUCAUAUUAAUUGUUACAAAGUUCAGAUUCAGUUACGGAAUGAAGCAUGUGGUUUAUCAA